Suillus bovinus is the source of this 1123-nucleotide messenger RNA. RefSeq lists its product as uncharacterized. Gene Ontology annotation, biological process: regulation of cilium beat frequency involved in ciliary motility; cilium assembly; positive regulation of cell motility. The transcript is spliced from 3 exons. Bases 23 to 826 code for a protein of 267 amino acids. The record is from RefSeq and is a predicted model, not a curated record. Gene Ontology annotation, cellular component: ciliary basal body; motile cilium. Lineage: Eukaryota; Fungi; Basidiomycota; Agaricomycetes; Boletales; Suillaceae.
AGUGCUGGACACUUUAACUUAGAUGUUCACCAACACCGUGCAGCCGAACAUCGUCUCUCUAUUCUCUUCUACGAGUAGCGAAGCUCUUUCCCUUUUUUCACAGCAAACAGAUGAGUCUCUUGCCGCAGAUUCAUUCAUCCAUUUUCUGAACGAUGGGUCCUCACUACCAUCUCCGUCUCCACCUGCUGUUCUCUGCUCGACGCCAGCGCUCGGUGACCAUGAUGAACCAAAUAUUGGCUAUGGCCUGCAUCAGACUGUCCUUCAUAUUCAGUCCCCAACUCUCCGGACGACUUUCAUCCGGUCCCCACCUAUUACAGAUGCCGGUGACAGAGAUUUGAGCUUAAAGCAUAAAUGGCUUCAUCUACAAGUUCGAAACAUGGGCAGGGAGUGGUCUUUCGACAUAGGGAUCGUUGACAAGUCGGGGAGGCGCGGUGUAGUUCGCUGUUCGACAUUUCAGAAGGAACCCAAACUCGCAAUAUCUCCUGUUCCGAAUGCACAACCGGUGCUUCAUCUGCCUCUUUCAUUUCCACAGCCCUCGUCUCGUCCCUUGACAGCAUGGUCUACAAUUACGCUUAACCUUCCGUCUUUGAUACCCCACUUUAACAAACUUGCUGGCAUGAAUCAGCUCGAUGAUGGCGAAAGCAGUCAUCAUGACAUCAAUCGCCCAGUAACACUCUCGGCGAUAAAUACCCCUGUUCCUAGUGGGACAUAUUCGCACUUGUCAUACAUCAAGAUUUAUGCGACAUGUCGUUUACGGAGAAUAUGGUUGAGUGAUCUUUCCCCAGACUCACAAGUGCCAUGGGAGUUUGAGUUAUAUGGGACUUAGAUGGAUUGCGUGGUUGCGCGAUGAUGCGAAAAGACAUGUGCUUUAUCCCUGUGUUAAUUGCAAAAGUGCUGUAUGUCCGGUGUUAUUGUUCUGCACUGAUGUUCUCACAUCGUUACUCUCCAUUGUAUGACUAUGUUCUGAAAUGGGUGGAAACCCGGACACUCAUGCUCAAUUACUCAGCUAGCAGUACCAUAUAUAGGCAAUACUUUUGUAGGACCCUGAAUACCGCCAAUGCGAAUCAGAAAUAAUAUUAUGUGCUACAUGUGUCAAACAAUUGUAAGGAUUCCAUAUCCUCUA